This is a messenger RNA of Fonsecaea pedrosoi CBS 271.37, 1911 nucleotides long. RefSeq lists its product as uncharacterized. The record is from RefSeq and is a predicted model, not a curated record. Gene Ontology annotation, molecular function: flavin adenine dinucleotide binding; NADP binding; N,N-dimethylaniline monooxygenase activity. The transcript has a single exon. The coding region runs from base 1 to 1911 and encodes 636 amino acids. NCBI's taxonomy places the organism in Eukaryota, Fungi, Ascomycota, Eurotiomycetes, Chaetothyriales, Herpotrichiellaceae.
AUGAUCGCCAAAGACGUCGACGUCGAGGUCAUCGAGGCCAAGUACGCAGAGGAAAGACAAAAGCGUCUGCGUCCUGAUGGCACGGCCCAAUAUGUCGACGUGCUCGAGUCGGAUAAGUUCAAGAACUUUGGUGUCGAUCCCUGGGCCUGGGAGGGCCACUCGGCACCCACGCAUCCCUUGGAAGACGGGGAUCACUAUAAAGUCGUCAUCCUGGGUACCGGGUUCGCCGGCAUCCUCUAUGGCAUCCACUUCCUCCGCGCGGGGUUCAAGCUGAGCGACCUGUUGUUUGUCGACCGCGCCGGUGGCUUCGGCGGCACCUGGUACUGGAACCGGUACCCAGGCAUCAUGUGCGACGUCGAGAGUUAUAUCUAUCUCCCUCUGCUCGAAGAGACCGGUUACAUGCCAAAACACAAGUACUCGUAUGGGUACGAGAUCCGAAAUUACGCCAACGAGCUAGCCUCAAAGUACAACCUGGGCGAGAGCGCCUCGUUUAACACCGAGAUGGACUCGGCCAGCUGGGACGAGCAUGAAAAGGGCUGGAGCUUUGAGCUCCGUCAGAAAACCCCUGACGGCAACGCGCGCAGGGUCCAUGUUCGUUCCGAUUUUUUUGUGUUGGCCCCGGGCCUUUUCACCCACCCCAAACUGCCAGGUAUCCCCGGCAUUGAGGAUUUCAAGGGUCAUUGCUUCCACACUUCUCGAUGGGACUAUGCCUACACGGGCGGCUCCCCGACCGACUGGACUCUCGAUAAGUUGCAAGAUAAGCGAGUGGCCAUCAUUGGGACCGGCGCAACGGCCAUCCAGGCCAUCCCCCAGCUUUCCAACUGGGCUAAGCAGCUUUACGUCGUUCAGCGAACCCCGGCUGGCGUCGAUGUUCGGGGCCAACAACCCACCGACCCGGAGGUCUGGAAACGAGAGAUCGGAAAUAAGCCCGGGUGGCAAGAGGAGAGAAUCAGAAACUUCCUCGAGUGCAUGAGCGACCCAUAUGAACCUCCGAGCGUCGACAUGGUGGACGACGCCUGGUCCCACUUCAUCUCGGGCGCCGUUUUGACCGGCGGCCCUCGCGCAAAAGGGCUGACCAUGGAAAACCUCCCAGAAUUUCUCAAGAGGUAUCGCUCCAUGGACUUGGAGCGCCAGGAAAAGGUUCGGGAGAGAGUGGACAAGGUAGUCCAGGACCCCGAGAUCGCCAAGAGCCUCAAGGCCUGGUACGCCAGCUGGUGCAAGCGGCCUUGCUUCCACGAUGACUAUCUCCCCACCUUCAACAAACCCAACGUCCGUCUACUCGACACCCAGGGUGCUGGAUUGACCAAGAUCACCAACGACGGCAUCAUCGUCAACGGUGAAAAGAUCGAGGUCGACGUCAUCAUCUUCAGCACGGGAUUCGAGGUCGAGGGUGCCAAUUCUCCUGCGGCACAGGCAGGUAUCCCUAUCACGGGACGCAAUGGACUCUCCUUGAAUGAGAAGUGGGACCGUGGCGUGGGCACCCUGCACGGCAUAACCACUCGGGACUUCCCCAACUUCUUCUUCACCGGGACCAGUCAGACUCUGACGUCGCCCAACUUCAUGGUCGCCCUAGACUACCUGGCCAAACACUCCGUCUACAUCAUCUCCACCGUGGUCAAGAAGGCCGAGCAAGAAGGCAAGUCCAAGGCUUUGGUAGAACCCGCCCAAGACGCAGAAGAGGCCUGGGCCGCUGCAAUUGCCAAGGGUGCCAUCUCUGGCGCCGCAAUGGCCGGUUGUACUCCUAGUUACUACAACCGGGAGUGUGAAUUGGAGAGCAUCACAGCCCCCGAGGAACUGGCCAAGAUGAUGAGGAAAGGCAUCUGGUCUGGCGGGCCUUUGGAUUUCAUAGAUUUCGCCAAUGCCUGGGAGAAGGACGGUAAACUGGAAGGACUUGAGGUCUCUACCUUUUAG